Molecule: messenger RNA, 10499 nt
Organism: Anastrepha ludens (Mexican fruit fly)
Lineage: Eukaryota; Metazoa; Arthropoda; Insecta; Diptera; Tephritidae
Exons: 8
Coding region: 1-9678 (3225 amino acids)
Source: RefSeq, a predicted model, not a curated record
AUGAUGUUUCUUGACUUGCUGAUCUUCUCCGCAGCCAAUUUACAACGACCAGAAAACCACGACGCAACGGCGACGGAGGGUGUCGAGGUAGCAGCGGCUGCGACAGCAAUUCACAAAAUGACAACUGAAGGCAAACAAAGUGCGCAAACCGCAAACGAAUUACAACAAAAGCACCAAGUAAUCGUUGGCAACUUAUUGACAACAAACAGCAAACAACAGCCAGUAAAUAACAACAAAAGUGCAAGCCAACCAAAUGCCAAAGCGGCAGUGAGCGCUGAAAAGGGCAAGGCAACGCUUCGCUUUGUCGAUGACAAUAAAAGUCAAAGCGACAACGACAAUGCCAACAGCAACAACAAUGGGAGUAGCGGCGGAAAUGCUUGCGGUGCAGGCAGGACUGGUGCCGUUGAUGUUAGUGCGAGCAACUGUUGGCCGUUUGUGGGCAGCGAAAAUGAAACGCUUCAGUGCGCAAUGCUGGCAGAAAUUGAAGUGGAAGCACCAACAGCAGCGGCAUUUGAGCCAAUUGAAUGCAACGCUGGGGAAGAGUGUGUUGAAGCACAAAUUUCGUUGCGCCUAGGGGACGUUCAAGCAACAGUAAACGACAAAGCGGGAUUAACAGAAACAAAAGCUGUUAAUAACGAGGCAAUAGCAACAACUGUAGCAGCAGCACCACCACCACCAUCAGCAGCAGCGGGAAUAGUGAAUAGCUUUGCUUUAGCAUGGCCGUCCAGUUUGGCGGAAACGCAAAUGCAAACGGCAACGAGUAGAGAGUCAACAUAUGGGUGGCUGGAUGCGGCGCUGCCACUGCUGCACGGUGGCAUGGAGAGUAAACACGACACACCACGCACAGGUGGGAGAGCAGGAGCAUGCGCUGUGGACGCGACGACGACAACAGUGGCAGCAACAAUCACUGUGACGAGUGUGACUUAUGCUCUGGCAGCCAACACAGCAACAACACAGUGCUUUGCCACUGACCAGAACAACGAACAGAACAGCAACACAAUCAGCCCUGCCAGCCAUGCCAGCCACACUAGGCAGCUGAGCUUUGACGACGUCGCCAAUAGCUGUGGCAACAUACAGCAAAGAGUCACCGACUUGAUUGGAGCGGCAGGGGACGUGACGAAAUCAACUUCGUCAUCGAUCGAAAAUAUUUCACCACAACGAGUAACGAUUAGGAGCACGAAGGACUACGCCACUACGUGUGCGGCGCCAACGAACGCCGUUUUCCCCACCACAAAUAACACAUUCCAACAGGCUGAGGACGUGACAGCGGCAAAGGGUCAACCAACGAAAUCCUUACAACAGCAACAACACAGCAGUGGCAGCAGCGGUGAAAGCAGCUAUCAUGGUGGCGUGGUGGAUGUGAAAGCACACAGCACAGCCAGCAGAGCCAGCGACGACAAGCACGACGAGGACAACGACAUACGAGUACGACGUGUGGCUGGAGCAGCAGCAGCUGGAGCAGCUGAGCAGGAAAAUUUAUUAAACUAUAGAAAAAAUUGGAAAACUGUGAAAAAUAUAAAACCACCCAGCACUGGUAGCCCGCAAGAAAGUGUUUUAGUGCUUAACGGUAAUGAAAAUGAUUGUGAAAAUUUGUUGUGUAGUGGAAUUUGUUUGAAAGCCAGUGCUAAUAGUAUCUAUUUAUAUAAUUUAAAUGAUUCGGAUGAGUGGUGUAUCUGUGAGGCAAAUUCGUUGACUGGUUGCGAGGCCAGUGAGGUCAACAGAGCGGGUGGGGACGACAACAACGUUGCUGAGCUCGCUGAUGACGGUACCAGCAGCCGCAGCGCCAGUGCCAGUGCCAACGUUAGUCGUGUUGGUGACAGUGUCGAUACCAUAAAGACCAUUCAUGAAAACAUUGAAAAAGUAGCCAGUAAGUUUAACGAAAAUCGAAGUGCUCCCAUAGGUAACAAUAAUUAUAACGGUAAGUGGCAGCAAAACAGAAGAAGCGAAUGCAAGACUGGAAUAAAUUCAAUUGAAAACGCUGAAGAAGACAAAAGAGGUCUUGAAAACUUCAUUGAACAAAAAGCAUACACAGCUGGGGAGCGAAGAGUCGACUACAACAACGACGACGACGACGACGACGACGAGGGCGAAGGGAACUACAUUACACAUAGCGGGGACGAGGCGGUAGAACUUGAGGGACACUUUUGCUGCAAAUUGUCUACACUCGUUGAGAACAAAGCACAGCAACAAAUAGAGAACGAACAGCUGAAAGAAAGUGAGGAAAACGCCAAAGAGACAAGUGAAAGGCGAACGAAACAAAUUCAAAAACAACCAGCAAACGAAAGAGUAGAUAAAAUUGAAAAAUGGCUGUAUCAAUGUGCGAUAUGCACAAAUAAGUCUAAGCAAAAUUGUGGCAAAGGCACCCAGCAUACAGGCUGUACGCAUCAAAGCCAGCGGGACGCGCCAGCAGAGGAACCCACCAAUGGAGUAGGCACUUAUUUCGAAUCAACGAAUUCGCAACGAGCGCAACGAAUACAUAAUUCGCAAAAGAAAUUCAAUUCUACCAUUGCGAACGUCCACUUCCACGACCACGACCACGACCAACGCCACCAACAGGAGCUUCAGCCUGACUACAAGGCGGCCAAUGUUGCGUUCGUUCAACACCGCAAUGACAACGAAUUAGUACAUAAAGUGAAUGAUAAAGAUUCCUUACGGGUGUGGAGCACAACAGACGAAGCCUUAGCGUGGCCACAGCGCAGAGGUGGGCAAGUGAAACAAGACAGUCAGAACGAGGAGCAGUGUGGGCAGGAGCAAGAAACGCAAAAUUACACCCGUGACUGUGAAGUUAUUAAUGAAAGCAAGACUGUCUACACGACCAACCCUUCUGCACCCACACCCACAGCAAAUAGCAACCCAACUCAAGCUGCAGCGACGUCUAACGGCUUACAGCAGAUAAAGCAGCCCAACCACAAAGCGAAAGCUACAGAAAAAAGUAGUAAAAGUGACGAGCGAGAAGUAGAGGCAAAAGUAAAAGAAAAGUGCGGUGGGUGCGAGGAAGACGUAAAGCAGAAGAGCCAACACGUUGAGGGGAAAGCAGCGACAUUUAAGCGUGCAAGUGUUGUUGCAAGUGGGCGCAACACCAAAGGGGUGCCAGAAAGUGCAAGUAAUGCACGAAAUAAGUGGCCAGAAGGAGACACUAACGACACCGCACAUCAAACGGUCGAACAAGUGGCAAAUGUUGCCAUAGAAGCCAGCGCGCCAGACGACGAUACAAAAGUGUUUAAAGAGGCGAGAACGACCAACACGCAUUCUCCAACUUUGACUAAACCAGCACUAAGUGAAAGUAAUCGACAGCUGGGGUGUUGGGGCAAUUUAGUUCAAGUUGCAACACAUAAAACUAUUGACGAAGAAGAAAAAGUUAAAAGUGCGAAAUUACCCGACAAGUGCACUACAGAAAACGGUAAACAAAAGGGACUACUACUAGAGGAGCUAACGCAGCAAACGAGCGUAGAGCAAAAACAAAUAUUUAGGCUAGGCCAAGAAGAAUGUGGGGAGCGUAUCGCAACGAAGCCGCAAGCACACAAUGCAAAGUUAAGUGAGGCAGAUAAACUAUUUGUGCAUAAACAACAGAUUCCAGAAGCAAGCGACGCCGAACACCAGGGAACACAUUGCGCCCCACCACCGCGCACAGAUAGUAACGAUGAGUUUGCGGCUAGUCAGCGUUUGCAACGCUUGCAACAACAUUUUCGUGGAUUGAUAUGCGUGACACGCAAUCAUUUGAAAGACGAGCACGAGCCCCAACACGACUGCGACGACGACGACGAGCAUGCUAACGAAGUGAACUUAGGGGAGCCCAAAAAGCAGGAAUUACCGUUAAGUGCGGAGGAUGAAGUAGUUUAUGUAUCACAUAAAUUUUUCCACUCGACACAACACGCAGACAUAGAGGAAGCAGCCUUGAAACGCUGCGAAGGCAAACAAUUCGAAGGUAAGCACAAAGACUUGUUGGAAAGCGCAGCAACGCGGCAAUUCGCUGCCAGACAGGCGACGAAGGCGCCAACGAAGGAAAUUGAAAUUCCACAGAACAAAAACAACAGUAACAGGCAAAUAGACGUAGCUGAAGCCGAAGCUGAAGCUGAACCUGAGGCAGCAGUUGUUGUGGUGUCGUCAACAGCAGCAAAGGCAAGCACAGCUAAAAUAAUAACAACAACACUUGCGGUUGGCCAAAUUGCACACAAAAGACGAAAUUGUUGCGGCAGCGUAAGGUCGCCACUAAUAGUUUCGACAAACGGCCAAGUCGGAGGCGUUGAAAAGCCAAGUGCAAUCCAAUUAACAGCAACUCAUUGCAACAGCAACAGCAGCACCACCUCCAGUGUCGGCAGUGGCAGCGUCAAGUUAGCAGAUAACAACAACAACCAACAGACGAAAACUAUUUGUAAUCAACACAAAAAUACAGAGGAAAUUAACAACACCUCUAAGAAGUACAGUAGCGAGUGCGCAGCAGCUACAGCGCACGCAGUCAAUGAGUGUGCGAAAAGUAACGAGCAAGGAGCGCUAGAGACCGAAGCCGAGGCAGAGGCAGAGCGCCACUCAGUUGUAGCCACCAGUCGGCUACGAGAGAACGCAUUUGACUCGCUGGUAGCGACUAGUGAUAGUGGAAAACUAACGGUGCACAAUACAACCCCAACUGAGGUAAGAAUAACUACAGUCGACGGACAAGCCGAGGUGCGACGGCAGGACAAGGUGGUGUUGGAAGAGGCCGCGGUGAGAAGAGCAACGGCCACCCUAACGCAUACAACAAAUGUGAGCGCGACGCUGCAUACCAAUAGUGUAAUACCAACAACAACAACAGCAACUACUGAGGUGGGUGACAACAAUAACAAAAAUCGCGUGGAAAUACUUGAACAGUCUGCACGCCAUAAACAAAGUGGCAUAACAGAUGCGUCGGAUAACGUCGAAUCACGCGAAACUGCACUGACCAACGCAACAGCCGUAGGCACUGAAGCGACGACAAAUAAAAUUACUCCAACUGUGGAAACAACUUCAGCUAACCCCACAUCCAGUAAAUCCUUUGCGCAUCCAGCGAAAACCACAACAUUUACUGAAGCGCAGUGCCAACUUUUGAACGUGAAACCGGAAGUAGACUUGGAAACGCCAUUGGCACGAACUCCAUCGCCAACGCCAACGCGUUCACCAUCACCUCCACCGCGUCCGCCACCACCCAAAGCGGCUUUGAACUUUGGGCGGUUAAGCGCUUUUGUUGCCACAAAACCCUCAAACUCAAAAAGGCAUCAUCUCCAAACGACUACAACACCAUUUCUAUGCUGCAACAACGCCAACAACACAAAUUGCAGUGUGCACAAUAGCUUUAGCCCCUACGCUGUAGCAGCUCCCUUCACUUAUCAUCAGCCUAUAUACGCUUUUUAUCCGCUUGUGGGCCACUCGUCAUCCGAAUUUGAUGCGCGUCGAUUGAGUGAUAUCAUCGGUGGCGUAUACGCUACAACAGCAACAGCAACAACAACCGCAAUACCAAUAGCAUCAAGUGCGCUGCCAUUGUCCAUUGGUGUGGACACAAAUCAAAAUUUCGUGCGCGACACAAAGAAGUGUGAACUCAAUCGAAUCCGCGGCCAAGGUAGUAGGGACAGCCCAGUGCCGUUGGGUACGCGCGGUGGUGUCACCGCAUUUGCAAAUUCCAGCGCUUUCGAAUGUUACGACGAAUUAUUUGACGAGGUGUCGUCAAUCGGUAUUGAAGCGGACGUGGACGCGAAUGCCGUCGAUGCGAGCGCGGAUGGCGAAACAAGUUCGAUAUGUGAUUGCGUGAAUUGUUUUGCGGAGCAAAAUGAAAAUAAUUUACUUAACAACAACAACGAUAGUGUAAAUAAAUUGAAAACAGUGAACAGUGACAACAAUUACGCCCGCUUAAACCAAAGUGAAUCGUGCGCGUCAGACGUGUCCGCGAAUAGUGUCACCAAAAGCUGCCACACGCAAGCCAAUCAAAACCACAACCAAAGCAAAUACCAAAGUUUAAACGUUAUUACAACAGCCACCGCCGCCGCCGCCGCCGUCAAAAUGCGUGAAGUUAACGGUCAGUUGCGCGGUCUGUUGAAAAAACCGAAUCGUCCGCCGCCGGCGCGUAAAAAUCGUGUCGUUUUCGAUGAGACACGCAACGAGUUCUUCGAGGCGGAUUAUAUUAUUUUGAUACGUGAGGAUUGUGCCUACGAUGAGGAGGACGAGGAGCCGUGCACAUGCGGCGAACACGAAUUGGUGCGUUUGUGCUGCGAAGAGGGCUGCCAGUGUAAUUACUCGGCUGUGGGUGCGAACGUUGGCAGUGGAGGUGGCGGUGUCGGUGGGCCCGGCGAUGAUACGCGCACGCCGCAGAGUCCCAAAUUCGCGCCACCCAUAGAAUUUGUCGAUGAGGCCGCUCUGAGUCCUCCUGAUGGUUACAAGGACAAUGGCUUAAAGAAUACCCUCGGCGGCGCGCUAAGCGGUCACAUCUUCGGCGCCCAACACAUCCAACAGCUGCAGGUCAUACAGAGGUUGCAGCAGCAGCGGGCCGCUAUGCUGGCUGCACGCAAUAAUAAUCAAAUUCCGCCGCCGCCGCCACCAGUGGGAAGUGCAGCACUUAGCCAGCACCAACAGCAGCAGCAUCAGCAACACCAACAACAACAACAGCAGCAGCAGCAAGUAGCACAUCAGGCGCAACAACACCACCAACAAUUACAGCAGCAGCAGCAGCAACAACAACAGCAGCAUUCACCCGACGAUGACUCGUUAGGCGUUUGCACUGAGUGCGCCGAAUGCGCCGAGUGUGCGGCCAAGCAACUCCAGGAUACAGUGACCGAGCGGCGCAUUGUGCGUGAGGCCAGCGAGGAUGUGACAGCCGGCACUGACCUAUUGCCGCCCGCAUUGCCAGCCAAGCCAAGCGCCAUUGUGAGUGCCAGCACUGGCCAGCAAUUGUCCCAGCAGCAGCAGCAGCAGCAACAGUCGUCAAACGCUGCCGGUGAGGUGUACGACGAGCAGAAACCGCCACCCAUACCACCAAAGGAGUCCUCGCCCACCCAAAUCAGUGGUAUUUUGAAGGGCGGCAAAUUGUGGAAACAGGAUUCAAUGUCACAGUCGGAUGACCAGAACAAUACCACCUCGGAGGAUGAGGGUGGCACAACAAAACGUUCGGUGCGCUUUGUCACCGAAGAUUUGGCUGGUGACGGCGAGGGUCAGACAACUGGCGACGCCGAUGAAGGGGAGAAUCAGAUAAACGAACUCAUACCGAUCAAGAAACAUUCCACAUUAUUCAAUAACGCAUUACGUCCCAACUCCGCCGUACGCCAGUUGUUCCCAAGCGUUGCUCACCAAACACCGGUGCUCACCUCGGAAGCAUUACGGGCAUUUGACGAGUCGAAACGUGCUGGUUGUUUGGUGCCAAAUCUGCCCGGCUGUGGUGAUACGGACACUAUCAGGCGUAGCAUCGAGCGUAACAUAUUGCGACGAUCAUUGAUCAAAAAAAAGGCCGUCAAAUCGGACAUUUCACUGGAGGAGCGUAUCAAACAGCUAACCUGCGACAUCGACGAGACGAAUGAGGAUAGCGCUGCGGAGAACGGUGAUGAGGAAAGCUCAAAAUUGGCUGCGGAAGCCAAUUGUGAAUUGAUGCAUCGCGGUAGUCCCAUGGGCGAAGAGAAUCCACAGAAGUUCGCCAAUGGCAACAGCGAUAAAAGUUUUUCACCCAGCUCGUCUGUUUCAAGCUCGUCGAGUGGUUCAUCGGCUUACAAGAAGAUUUCCGACAUAUUCAAUCGUGACAAGAAACAAGAGAAGAUACUUGAAAUGGAAGAGAAUCCCAUAGUUAUAAUACCUCAGGAAUGCCGCUGCCCGGCCGCACCCGAUCUUGGCAUGGGCAUACAAGUGCCCGUCGUACAUACCCAAAUCCAUCGCACACCACCACGUCAAGUGGAGCCGAAACGUCAAUUCCUCUCUACACUGGCACCCCUAACCGCUUGUGUGGCCGGCAACAAGGACGACCUAUCUUCCUAUUACACCUUGGCUGCUGCUCAUCAUAGCGGUCAUGCGGCCAAUAAUGCACAAUUCGCUGAAUUCCAUUUGGGUGGCGCUAAUUUGUGUGAACGGCCAGGCGUUACGCAGGGUGGUGGUGGUGGUGGUGGCGCCACUGAUGAGGUGCGCAAAGUGGCACCUGAUGUCAUUGCUGGUACGCCCGGUCAGGAGCAGCAAGACGAAUUGGCAGCCUUUGCUCAGCAGGAGGCCAAUCGCACGGAAAAGAUUAAGAAGCGCUACACCAACGAAAACUCCAACAAUAGCUCUGAUGAUGAUGAGCAAAAUGAUUAUGGCUUUAAUAAGCGUCCAUCGGUGCGCGGCAUCAAACCGAAGUUCAGUUCCACCAAUGAGAUUUUGCAGCAAAUGCAGGAGCAAUUGAAUCAGCAGAUGCCCAGCGUGGCAGUGGGACAACCCAUCAACCAGGCCAUCAAGAGUUAUACGCUGCCAAAACAGGCCUCUACAAGUUCCAUGACCAAGCAGAUCUCUCAAAAUCCUUCCCCACAAAAUGUGCCACAUCCCAUCAAUGUUGUACAACAACAGCAACAACAACAGCAGCAGCAACAGCAACAACAGCAGCAACAACAGCAGCAACAGCAACAACAUCAGCAACAGCAACAACAACAGCAACAACAACAGCAGCUACAACUUCAACAAUCCCAACAGCCACAGCCACCAUCACAAAUUAUGGUCGGCCAACAACAACAGCCCACGUCACAGGCAGUGCAAGUGCAGGCCAACGCCAUCGCUCAACAACAAACCGAGCAACGCACGUGGAGUUUCUACACGGAAGGUGGCGCCGAACAGCAUCGCCUGCCCAUCGAAGGCGCAGGCCUCCAGCAGGCAUACUACCAAACAUUGCCCGGUGGCGCCAUGUUCCGCCAAACCAUUAUGCAGCAUGGCCAGGACGAGACGGCGAUGAUGUACGCCGCACAAAAUUGUCAGAGCGUCACCGCCAUUGAACAGCAACACUACGGACACUACGCACGCAGUCCUACCCGACGUCCAGAGUCACCGCCACCGCUGCGCAAUUACCAUCAGACAAUGGUGUUGAUACCCUACAACGCACAGACCUACUCACAAUUCGCCGCCACCAACAUGGAUCCGAAAGUGGCGCACAUACAACGUCAAAACAUACUGGAGUACCAGCAGGUGACUCAGCAGACGAUUCGCGUUCCCAUCGGCUAUGCGCUGCCAGGCAUGCAACUCCACGUGAUGGCUGGGCGUGGCCAUGCAGGCCAUUAUGCGCAACACCCGCAACAGGCAGUCGGCGUUGAGGCUGCGGCCGCUGCCGCUGCUGCUAACACCCAUCCGCACCAACAUCCACAUCCACCGCAUCAGCGCAUCAUGGCUCAGCGCUAUCAAUUCGCACAGGAGGGAAAUAUACCUGGUUUUAGUGAGCGUGGCGUACCAGAGGGCGCGGCGGCGGUGUCUCACACUGAUUGUCACAGCAUGGUGUCGCCCACCGCCAGCCAAGCAGCGACUGUACAACAACAAAUUCAACAACAAAUGCAACAGCAACAACAGCAGCAGCAGCAACAGCAACAACAACAGCAGGUGAACAUAGCGCAGCAGCAGCAGCAGCAGCAGCAACAGGCAGCACAGGCGAACAUCAGCCAAGGUGGUGGCGGCGGCGGUGGCGGCACCGGCUUACAACAAGCCGCCGCUCAAGGUUCCGUCUAUUACGCGAUGAAUGUAUGACCCGCGGCCGAUUAGUCGGCGCCAACGGCGGCGGUCAUUGUAGAACGUCGUCAGUGUCAACGCGUCGAAAUGUCGUCGGUACAGCUGAGCACACGGUAAACUACAAUGGGGACAAGGGGCAGUGGCGGCUGAGGGUAAUUAUGGAGUUAUGGGAAGAAAUGCGUGGGGUGCACAAAGGGGGAACAGUGUGAAGUGUGCACCAAUGGAGGACUUUAGGUGCGGAUGCUAUGGCGAGAGGGGUUAUUUUAGUAGUACAGCAUGAAAUUGCAUGCAAACAACGGCAACGAGGGAAUUUAAUUAGAACCAGUUUAGAUUUAGUAACGGUAGUCAAGCGUAUAAAAAUUAUGAAUGGAUUCUUAAAGCAUUCAAGUACUUAACUUAAAAAUGUGUAACCAAAUGUUGGUACUGGUCAGCGCUGGCAAAUGUGUCAUAUUCCAUUAGAAAUGAAAAGAAAGCUUCCAUUUAAUUGAGAGAAGACAGAAAUUGUUACGGGUAUGCAAAAAAAAAAAAGAAUAUAUUCAGACGCUAGUACAGCAUAAUUGCACUAUGCAACCAAAUUUUUGUGAUCUGCAGCUAAAACAGUUUUCUUAUUACUCUACUGAGGAACUCUGAUCCCAAGAAAAGUUUGGAAAUUUAUGAGUAACACUGAAUAAUAUCGAGUGUAAUUUGUGAAAUGUGUUGUGAAAGGCCGAUCACCAUUGAAAGCUCCCACACAAUGAGUUUGCUCAGAGAAGCGAUGUUGAGCUGUUCCGUCUCAAGUGAUCCAUGUUUUUGGACAUUGUCGUAAAUUCUUCAAAAAAAAAUUUGAAAAAUCGGUUCAU